AUGGGCUACAAUGCCGAGAUAUCACAGGUAAUUACUGGACCAGGCGUAAAUGCAAGUUCUGCUCAAGCUAGUACAAUUGGGAUGAUGAAUUUGGAAAAUUCGAAUAGCGUUAAAGGUAUUAAGGAACUGAUAGCACAAGGGCAUGCGAUUGUUAUUUAUGGCAAAUAUGUUUUGAAGCUGGAUAAAUGGAUAGAACGACACCCAGGCGGAGACAAAGCAAUUUAUCAUAUGAUUGGUCGCGAUGCUUAUGAUGAGAUGAAUAGUUAUCAUUCGCCAGAGACGAUCAAGCAUUUUAAAAUGUUUAGCAUAGGUGUAAUCGAUCAUCGUUGGAUUAAUCUGUUACCUCCAAUACAGGGUGGUGUCUAUGAAGGAAGCGACAAAACAUUUGAAGAAAGAUUAAAACAGGGAAAACUGAUGUCAGGCGAGAUGAGUGUGAGGAUAAAACCCAAAAUGCCACAGGGAGUGAUACCUCAAAAGGGAAUGAACGAUCUUUAUAAAAUAGUGGAACCAACCCCUUCAAACCCUAUUAGGGACCCAGAGGUUGUAGUGGAUAAUUUUGAUAAUAAAAUGGUUAAAAAAGAUUUAGAGAACCUUCCACCAUUAGAUUAUGAAACACAAUGGUUCAUUUCAAUGAAAUACAAUGAGCUACAUGAUAAAUUGGUGAAGGUAGGUCUGUUUGAAUGUCCAUACAUUGAGUAUUUCAAGCAGUUCUGUAUUAAUUUAUCGCUUUUCAUGUGGUUCCUUAUCUGCUUCAAGACAAAUCACUAUUUUUUUAGUGCUGUGUUCUUGGGUUUUUUUUGGCAACAAUUAGUCUUUAUUGCACAUGAUGCAGGACAUUUGGCCAUUACUCACAAUUACCAGAUUGAUAAUAUCAUUGGUACGAUCAUUGCGGAUUGGAUUGGUGGGUUGUCCUUGGGAUGGUGGAAACGAAACCAUAACGUUCAUCACUUGAUCACUAACGACCCUGUCCAUGAUCCGGAUAUUCAACAUUUACCUUUUUUCUGUGUCUCCACGAGAUUGUUUGGAAACUUGUUUUCCACGUAUUACGAAAGGUUCUUGUGGUUUGACAGAAUUGCACAAAAGCUUAUUCCAUUACAAAGUUAUCUUUACUAUCCAAUUCUUGCCUUUGGUCGAUUUAACUUAUACCGUCUUUCUUUAGAAUAUCUCCUCAAGGGUCAAGGCCCUAGGAAGGGUAAAGGUGCAUGGUUUAGGUGGUUUGAAUUGGCGGGCCUAGGCUUCUUCUGCUGGUGGUUUUUCUACAUUGUCUGUGGUGCAUUGCCCACAAAGAUGGAUAGAUUUCAGUUUAUUAUGGUUUCUCACAUAGCUACAAUGGUUGUGCAUGUUCAAAUCACACUUUCACAUUUUGCGAUGUCAACCUCCGAUUUAGGUACUUCAGAAACAUUCGCCGCACGCCAACUACGCACGAGUAUGGAUGUUUCUUGCCCUGAAUGGUUUGACUUCUUUCAUGGUGGGUUGCAGUACCAAGCAAUUCAUCACAUGUAUCCAAGAAUGCCUCGGCAUAAUCUUAGAAAGGCACAAAAGUAUGUUCUUGAAUUUUGCAGAGAUACUGGGCUCAAAUAUUCUAUCUAUGGCUUUGUCAAUGGGAACGAAAAAGUGCUCUCCAAGAUGGAUAGUGUUGGUAGGCAGGUUGGUAUUUUCCGCGAUUGUCUUAAAAGUAUGAAAAUGGAAGAUAUGAACGGAAAGAACAUGUAUGAGAAGAAGAUUGCCGAAAUUAUUAAGGACGAUUAA
Molecule: messenger RNA, 1749 nt
Organism: Brettanomyces bruxellensis
Lineage: Eukaryota; Fungi; Ascomycota; Pichiomycetes; Pichiales; Pichiaceae
Exons: 2
Coding region: 1-1749 (582 amino acids)
Biological process (GO): lipid metabolic process
Cellular component (GO): membrane
Molecular function (GO): oxidoreductase activity, acting on paired donors, with oxidation of a pair of donors resulting in the reduction of molecular oxygen to two molecules of water
Source: RefSeq, a predicted model, not a curated record